Molecule: messenger RNA, 831 nt
Organism: Polychytrium aggregatum
Lineage: Eukaryota; Fungi; Chytridiomycota; Chytridiomycetes; Polychytriales
Product: biogenesis of lysosome-related organelles complex-1 subunit 2-domain-containing protein
Exons: 5
Coding region: 308-703 (131 amino acids)
Biological process (GO): lysosome localization; endosomal transport
Cellular component (GO): BLOC-1 complex; BORC complex; gamma-tubulin complex
Molecular function (GO): gamma-tubulin binding
Source: RefSeq, a predicted model, not a curated record
GGGCGGGCGAGAGCGGGCGAGGACUUGCCUCGGCCCAGGCUGCCUUGGCGGCUGCGUUCGAAACGGCAUCGGAUGUGCAUUCCGAAACGGUUCAGCAGCGGACAGGGCACCGGCCUCGGAGCGGCAUCCGAUACGACAGUCGAUACGGGAUUCGAUACGACAUCCGAUACGGGAUUCGAUAUACCUUGCGAUAUUGGCCGGGCUUCCCCGAGUUGCGCCAGAGAUCCCACGAGCCCCAGCAAUCGCUUUGAGAUCGCAUCGCCCCUCGACACCGUCCUGCCCUUGACUCCGUCUCGACCAAGGCAGCAUGAGCACCACGCCGUCCCAGACCCACCCGGCCACAUCGCCGAUGACCUCCCGACAUGACGAAGCAAAGAAAGCCCUUGCAAGUGCAGCCGUAGAGGCAUCGUCCGCCAUGGCCAACUGUGUGAAGAGCGACUUUGCGUUGGCUGCAGGAGAGUUUCAGCAGCUGGAAACGAUGAAUCUUGCAAUCCGAGAACGCUAUUCGCAAAUGUCGGAAGAAUCGCACAACUUGAUUCAGUCGAUGGCUCAGCUGCAGGACGAAUACGGGCUGAUCGAGCCGUACAUCCACCAGAUCUUUGAGGUGGAGCGGCAGAUCACAGUCAUCGAAUCGGUGGCACUGGAACUUGACGAUUACACCAAGCGGCUAGAGGAAUCGCUGAAGCGACGAGGAGCACUGUAAUGCCGACUUGCGGACCAUAGUGAUCCUGGAAUCGCAGCCGGAUCUCUCGACGGACCAUGUACUCGAAUGUGAUCGAGCCGCCAGUCCGCAACUAGUACAAUGCAAUUCUUUGAACGAUGCUGCCGUGA